CUGCAGGGCCUGGUGGCCGAGCUGCGCGAGGGGUUCCAUGCCGCUCUGACGGAGCUGUGCGAGCUGCGUCAGAGGGACCACGGCCUGGAGGAGAAGCUGCAGGCCCAUCAGACUGAUGUGGAUGAUAAGAUAAUGGGCCUCAAGAACUCCCUCAACACUUUUAAGGAGGAGCUGAACAUGGCGUUGUUUCACAUAAAGGAUGUGUCUAACAGACAGAGGGAGGUGCAGAAUACGAUAGAGAUGUUGCAGUCAGAAAACACACAAGACAUCCUCUCUGCUUCACACAGCAGAAAGGGCUCCAAGGCAGAUUUGCUCUCAGGGGACGAACACAUCUGUGUGCCGAGCCAAUCAGACCUCAGUGUAAUUCAGCAGUUCUUCUCCAGUCUGCCACACAGCAGCUCAACACACAGGAGCUCCACAUCCACACACACCUCUGCCUCAGAGCAGGAGGCUCAGCAGCAGAGAGGUUGUCCGUCCAAAUCUCCAGCGUGGGGUGAAAGGAAGAACAGCAGAGAGGAGCCUGAGAGACCAAACAUCCAGACUGAAAACAAUAAGAGGCAGAGAGUGGCUCUGGAGCUGCUGGAGUCCGAGAGAGUGUAUGUGUCCCACCUGUCUCUGUUGUUGAAGGCCAACAUCUCCUUCAAUGGAUCAGAAGCUCCCACCUCCAAAGACAAACGUCCGUUUCCCAGCACGUUGAGGUUUCUGAUCCAGCAGCACCUUGAGCUUCUUCAUACUCUGCAGGAACGUGUGCUAAAGUGCCAGUGGCAAGGCAUCAUGGGGGAUGUGUUCAUGAGGCUCACCAGCAAAGAGAGCGAUUUCCUGGACUUCUACGUGUCCUACCUGAAGGAGCUCCCAGACUGCGUGACGGUCGUCAACAUGCUCGCCUCCAGCUCCAUGAAAACCUCUGCCUUCCUGGAGAGUGAAAUAAUGGGAGAUGAAUCCAGGCCCUCGCUGCACACUCUGCUCCUCCAGCCGGUUCAGAGGAUCCCUGAGUAUCUGCUGCUGCUGCAGGGGUUGUUGAGGCAGACCACAGCAGAGCACCCAGACUACUACCUGCUGCUGGUGUGCAUCCAGCAGUUCAGGUCCUUCACGACCCAGUACCACCACCUGCUGCAGCACAACCAGGAGCUGCUGCUGCACAACCGCAAGGAGGUCAAGAGGUCUACCAUGAAACAUCUGUUAAAGACAGUGGAAAGUGGGAUUCAAGCUAACAACAUUGGCUCACCGUACCCUUGCAACAGUGCCAUGUUAGAACACGCCAACCAGGUGAAGCGGAGCAAGCAGCGUCUCCUGGAUCAGAUCCAGUCUCAUCGUUUCCAGGAAUGGGAGCCGGAUCGUGAAACUCAUUGUUACGACACAGAGUGGCCCUCGCAGCUUACAUACUUCAACCCUGAGCUGGACUCACAGAACCACAAACCAACAGGUCUUGGCAGUAUCCCUGAGAGUGAGGGGGGGUCCUGUCAGCACCGCCUCCCCUCCAGACCUGCAGAGCUCCAUCAGGCUGUACCAGGCUCCGCUCUGGCCGACGCCCUCGGGGAGUUCCUCCUGCCUCCAGACCCCCCAGGGAUGGAGAGACUCUACGAGGAGGACAGACUUCACGAUGUCUCCAUGUUCGACCGCUGCUCCUCCGGCUCUUCGGAUUCCUCCAUCGACAUCGCCUUCGUGAAGUGCCCCAAAGGCCCCUCUACUUCACAUCACGCAAUGGCGGCAAACGUGUCCACAACUAGGGAUGUCUUUGGAAACGGGGGGAGCCAUGGGAACGGUUAUAAGCUUCUGAACCGAGGAUGCGUUUCUCCAGAUGAAGCUGUGAUGAUGCGUCGCAAUAUGCACCGCCCCCUGCAGGCCAGCCAGCGGAAGAGCAAGUCGCUGAACGGCCUGCAGAUGGACUCCACAGUGGGGGGUCUGGACGGAGCCCUUCUCUCAGACCACAUCCAGAGGCUGGGCAGCCACGCUAAGCUGGAGCGUCAGGGCAGUAAAGGCAACAGAGGAGGUCCCACCCCGUCCCGUAAGGUCCACAUUCCCCCGGUGACCAGAGCGGACCCCGAGAAACAGAGCGAGGACCUUCAUGGGCUGCUCAGCAUGGACUCCGGUUUCCAAUCAUGGGGGGACGAGUCAAAGUGGAGAGGGGGGGCAGAGGAGAACCAUCACACCCCCUUCAGUGAGAGGAGCAGGAAGCAGGAGAAAGGAGGCUUCAGGAGCUCCUUCAAGAAACUCUUCAAGAAGAAGAGCAGUGAUGAGAAGAAGGAUAAGAGCGGGGAGAAAACACAAGAAAACCUGAACGGUGAACAUGAAGCUCCGGGGAAAAACCCCAAGCUGGUGCAUCUGGAGAUAAACCGAGGCACAGCUGUAUGAAGACUCUCUCACACGUGAUCAAAUAUUAAGCUUGAUUGUGUCUGAAGAGGUACAAUAUUAGGUUGUUUUACAUUAACAACUGGUUUAAGUCAUUUAGCUAAGCUACUUUUAAUUUCAUUAUUUCAAAUAUAAAUGUAACACCCCUACCCCUGGCCUUCAGAGAGAAAGCACUUGAAAUUAUUUAAAAAGAAAAACUAUUCAGCAUAGACGGUGGACUUUUAAUCAUCUUCUGUUUUAUGUUGUCAAUCGUGAUAAUAGUAAGAGUACAGCAACACUUGCCCUCACCAAAAGGUUAGAGUGGCUUGAUUAUAUUUGUUUUAAACAUUUAAUGUUAAACUAAUGACAUGCAUUAGUGCAUGUUCAUCUUAUUCUGUUUCUCUUCAGCUGUACUCAAGGGUAAAAAGCCAAGAAAUAAAUACCUGUAUAGAAAAGUGUUCGCCUUAAAGGUCCCAUGUCAUGCUUUUCCGGUUCUUACCCGUCCCCUUGUGUGUUAUGAAGGUUUUUCUGCAUGUAAACGGUCUGCAGAGUCACAAACCCUCAAAGUACACCCUGUAGGGAGUAAAACUCUAACACAGAAAAUACCUGUCUAUGCUGCCCCAGAACGCCUCAAUUGGCACUCACUUGUUAUACAUAGAUUUAGCUAGUUGAAUAUAUCUGGAUUGGAUUUAGUUGUUAUAAAGUUCACUAAAUUGAUUGUCGGUGUGUUACCUGAACUUGUCACUUACAAAACAUACAAUUAUUUUUAACAUAUUUUUUUAACUCGCAUUCAGCAGGCUGCAGAAGUAGAGCCGUUUGGUUCUUGUUAGAAAUGCAAUCACCUGCAAGCAAGAACCUGUCAGCUCAAAUAAAAUUAAAAGGGUUUACGCAUAAUGAUGAGAACCACUUGUCCAGGUAAAACUAAAUAUGUAAAAGGCGAAAGUCUAAUUUGCUCCAAUUGCAUCCAAACCCCAAAUGUGUAUUAUAAAGCCUCAACUAAGUGUCUAUAAAAAAUGUCUUGCAUGCAACUCUGCAGCAGGAUAAUAUUAAUUCAAUCUGGAGAGACGGUUUUGAUGUAAGAAUACAUAUGUAUUGCCAGGAAUACACAAAUGAAUGUAAUGGAGUUUUGGCGAUUAGGCCCCG
Molecule: messenger RNA, 3471 nt
Organism: Gymnodraco acuticeps
Lineage: Eukaryota; Metazoa; Chordata; Actinopteri; Perciformes; Bathydraconidae
Gene: arhgef33
Product: Rho guanine nucleotide exchange factor (GEF) 33
Molecular function (GO): guanyl-nucleotide exchange factor activity
Source: RefSeq, a predicted model, not a curated record